Messenger RNA from Lolium rigidum, 1020 nucleotides. Its product is annotated as protein BEARSKIN1-like. The transcript is spliced from 3 exons. Bases 1 to 1020 code for a protein of 339 amino acids. Gene Ontology annotation, biological process: regulation of DNA-templated transcription. Gene Ontology annotation, molecular function: DNA binding. NCBI's taxonomy places the organism in Eukaryota, Viridiplantae, Streptophyta, Magnoliopsida, Poales, Poaceae. The record is from RefSeq and is a predicted model, not a curated record.
AUGGCUGACUUCUCGUCUAGCAACGGCGUCCCGCCGGGGUUCCGAUUCCACCCGACCGACGAGGAGCUGCUGCUCUACUACCUCAAGAAGAAGAUCGGCUUCGAGAAGUUCGACCUCGAGGUCAUCAGGGAGGUGGACCUCAACAAGAUCGAGCCAUGGGACCUCCAAGAGAGAUGCCGCAUCGGCUCUGCGCCGCAGAACGAGUGGUACUUCUUCAGUCAUAAGGACCGCAAGUACCCGACGGGGUCGCGCACGAACCGCGCGACGACGGCCGGGUUCUGGAAGGCGACGGGGAGGGACAAGUGCAUCCGCACCAGCUACCGCAAGAUCGGGAUGCGCAAGACGCUCGUCUUCUACCGCGGCCGCGCCCCGCACGGCCAGAAGUCCGACUGGAUCAUGCACGAGUACCGCCUCGAGGAAAUCGACGAAGCCCAGGGCGGCACCAGUGAGGAUGGAUGGGUGGUGUGCCGCGUGUUUAAGAAGAAGUGCUUCUUCAAGAUCGCCGGAGGAGGAGGCGGCGAGGGUAGCUCCAGCCAGAGCGCGGAGGCCGGCGGCGGCGGCCACAUGACCGUGUCCUCGCCGAUGGGCGGCCACGACCACGCUAGCAUGUCGUCCCACUACAUGCACGGGAUGCACCCGCAGUACCACCACCAGCAGCACGCCUCCUCCUUCUACUACUCCCAGAUGCAGCCACCGGAGACGGCCUACUCGCACCACGUGCAGGUCCAGGACCUACUCACCAACCAUCGCCCGGCCACAGACGCUUCCGGAGGCGCUGGGUACGACUUCUCCGGCCUGCCGGUCGAGCACCAUGGCCUGGAAGUAGGCAGCAGCGACGGCGUCGCGGCCGAUGGGCUGGCCGAGGGACGGGAUCAGACGAACGGUACUGCUUCUGAUCAGCAGUGGCAGGCAAUCGACGGGUUCGGCAACGGCGGGAGCGCCGCCACGGUGCAGCAAAUGAGCGCCAUGAACCCCGGCCAACGAGGCGGGGAGAUGGAUUUAUGGGGUUAUGGGAGGUAA